Mixia osmundae IAM 14324 is the source of this 1460-nucleotide messenger RNA. RefSeq lists its product as uncharacterized. Gene Ontology annotation, molecular function: zinc ion binding. NCBI's taxonomy places the organism in Eukaryota, Fungi, Basidiomycota, Mixiomycetes, Mixiales, Mixiaceae. Gene Ontology annotation, cellular component: peroxisomal membrane. The transcript is spliced from 6 exons. The record is from RefSeq and is a predicted model, not a curated record. Gene Ontology annotation, biological process: protein import into peroxisome matrix. The coding region runs from base 42 to 1361 and encodes 439 amino acids.
CGAUCACCCACGGGGUCUUGCCGGCGCUUGACCGCUUGAGCAUGGCAGACUCGAAGCCAGCUUCCAUCAGCCCCGGCGUCAGUGUGACAACGGACACGGUGCAGGAAGACUCAACGGCAGAGCGGCCUCUCUCGGAUCCGUCAAACACUCGCGGCAAUCUCGGCAAUUCAGAGGUUGCGCCGACCCUUGAGGACGAUGCUAGAGAGCGCGAGCGAGUCUAUCGCUUGCCAGGGACGGGCUCAUCGCUCUUCUUCCCCCGCGGUGCUCAACCGGAAAUCAUACGAGCGAACCAGAAGGAUCUCUACUACCUCGCCGAACUGAAGGAGCAAGUUGACAAUGUCGUGCGCACCGUCAUGGGCACGCGAUGGCUCCAGAGCUUUGCCGGCGAGGUCACCGUCGCUUCCAAGCUGUCAUACUUUUCACUCACGACCUUGCUCGGGAGCCAAACGCUCGGCGAGGAGUACUGCGACAUAAUGCAGUAUGGCGCAGACGACCACCGUUUCCCGAGCACGAGGCGGCGGGCUACCCUCGUCAUGUUGCACGUCCUCGCGCCCUAUCUCGUCGCGAAGCUCUACACCAGUCUACGCAGACAGCUCAACGCGACGCGCGAAGCCUUGGCACAACGUGCAGCAUCAGACGGCGCUCGCACGCAAGAGCAAACGGCCACACUCUUUGCAUCUACUUCGAGACCCCAGAAUGUACCCGUCCGAACGAGGUGGCCAUCCUGGCUGCUCAAGAACGAGCUACCGACUUUUGAGGACUUGACAGGCAAGCACAUCCGGGCGGUCCAUCUAACAUUCUUCUACCUCUUCGGCCGCUACUAUCAUCUCGCGAAGCGAUUGACCCGAGUUCGCUAUCUGUCGACCCAAUCAAGGCAGCCACUAUCCGGCGGCUCACCACCGUCAUACGAGGUACUAGGCGUCCUCAUGGCACUGCAGAUCAGCAUCCGGCUCGGCAUGAUGACUUUGCGCAGAAUGAGAGCGCCGGCCGAAAGCGAGACGCAGGCAGCGCUCCAGGCAGCAACAAAGGAGAAGGCAUUGGAAGCCAGAAAAGCGAAGCGCGAACCAUCCACAGUGGACGGCAGGCCGGCUAGCAUCAUGACCUUUGAUCCAGACGCAGACAACCAAGCAGAGAAAGCAGAGGAAGCUCAGACGGAGGAGGACGCAGAUGCCGAGCCGGAGGACAGUCACGCCCGAAGAUGUACACUCUGUCUUGGUCCUCGCAGAGAUCCAGCGAGCACAGAAUGUGGUCAUACGUUCUGCUGGGAAUGUAUCGUCGGCUGGGCGCGGGAGAAGCCCGAGUGCCCGCUUUGCCGUCAAUCAGUCACGCUCUCACGUUUGCUACCUGUAUAUAAUCUGUAGCUUACAUGUACACCACCAACAGAACGCUUGUCGUGAUCAGAGUUUUGACUUGGCCUGUUGCGCAAGCGAUUGACGGAUGGAUGUCAGGUGGGAGACUGC